Molecule: messenger RNA, 1503 nt
Organism: Colletotrichum phormii
Lineage: Eukaryota; Fungi; Ascomycota; Sordariomycetes; Glomerellales; Glomerellaceae
Product: Alpha/Beta hydrolase protein
Exons: 2
Coding region: 1-1152 (383 amino acids)
Biological process (GO): epoxide metabolic process
Molecular function (GO): epoxide hydrolase activity
Source: RefSeq, a predicted model, not a curated record
AUGGCCUCCCUGCCUUUCAGUGCCCGUCCCUAUGAAGUCCCUGCUUCAGCAAAACUCACGCCUACCAGCAUUUCAAUCCCUGAUGCUGAGAUUGACAGUUUGAAGACGCUUCUCAAACUUACGCCCAUUCCCAAGCCGAAUAGGUUCAACUCGCGUGGUGAUGAGUCUUUCGGCCUUCAUCGAGAUGUCCUCUCAGCGUUGGUAAAAUACUGGGAGAACGACUACGACUGGAGAAAAUGGGAGUCUACUCUCAACACUAUUCCUCAAUUCAACAUGGAUGUUACCGAUGACGACUCCAAAACAUACAAGAUCAACUUUUUCGCUCUUUUCUCCAAGAACCCAUCUGCAAUCCCCAUUCUCUUCUUACACAGCUGGCCAGGCUCUGUUGUAGAGUAUCCCCCGAUCCUUCGCAAUCUUCAAUCUCAAUACGAUUCUGAGUCGCUUCCCUACCACGUCAUUGUGCCUCACCAUAUGAUGCAUGCGUUGGGGUUCGACAAAUCUGGCUACAUUGCCCAAGGCGGUGACCUCGGCGGUUGGUCAGCACCUGUCAUUGCGAAUCUCGAUUCAGCGUGCAAGCUCGUCCAAAUGAGCAUGCUGAACGUUUCACCACCUGCUGGUGAAGAUGUCGAGGCCGGUAUCGAGGCAGGGCGGUAUACUCCAGAUGAGGUAGCAGCCUUUGCGAGAAGUGCCGAAUUUGCAAAGACAGGCACCGCAUUCAUCCAACUUAACGGAACGAAGCCGGCUAGUGCAGGGUAUAUCAUCGGAAGCAACCCAGUGGCACUACUCUCCUGGAUUGGGGACAAGAUGAUCAAGUGGUCUGACAAGACACCAGAUAGAGAUCUCAUCAUCACGAACCUGGCCCUCUAUUGGUUCACUGGGUGCUUCCCAACGUCGGUCUAUAUCCAUCGCGUGGUCUUCGAGAACGUUGAGCUCAUGAUGAAUGGUUGGAAAACUCUCAAAGUCCCGCUAGGAUAUUCAGCGUUCAAGUAUGAGCUCGUCACUGCACCUGAGAGGUGGAUCAGGCAAACAGCCCAGGUGAGCUGGUAUCGAAUGCACGAGAGAGGAGGUCAUUUUGCUGCACUUGAAGAGCCAGAGACUUUAUGGAAAGAUGUGGAGGAUUUCAUCGGAAAGUUUUGGCCAAAGGCCAUUUAAGGCCUGUUGGUGUAACCAAUUUUCGAAGGUUUGGAUGUGAUUGGGAUCAGAGUAGGAGGAUUGAAUGGCGUGGUUGGUAGUGUUGUGCUGGGGACGAGUGGCUGCAAGCCUUCUUCAAUAAUGGAUUCUGAUUAUGGCUAAACGCUUAUAUCACGCGUUACCUACAUAAUAGAUGGUGUCUAUAAGCCCUUACCCAAAAGAACGUCUGCUCGCAAUGCGGAAAAACUAACAAGAAAAACAAGAGUAAUACACUGCAGAUGAUCUUCCACCUAAAAAUCCCUGCUCUCUCCAAUUUCACACACAUGAUACAUCAGGCACUACCGCGCUUGUAAGAGGCCAUGACAGACAGCA